Messenger RNA from Musca vetustissima, 1023 nucleotides. RefSeq names its product peptidoglycan-recognition protein LD-like. The record is from RefSeq and is a predicted model, not a curated record. The coding region runs from base 1 to 1023 and encodes 340 amino acids. Gene Ontology annotation, biological process: peptidoglycan catabolic process. Lineage: Eukaryota; Metazoa; Arthropoda; Insecta; Diptera; Muscidae. Gene Ontology annotation, molecular function: zinc ion binding; N-acetylmuramoyl-L-alanine amidase activity. The transcript has 4 exons.
AUGCCCAUUUUGCUAAGUAAUGCCGGUGUGGGGCUCUUCAUUUGGAAGCUGCAGUCGGACCAUGACUACCAUUACCCUAUGUAUCACCUUUACAACUGGUGCCGAGAUCUUCUACAGCAGCUGAUGCAUUUGUUGUUGGCUUUGAAUUUAUUAACCGUUAUUUCCAAACGUUCUAUCUUCAAAGGUUUACAAUAUGGCGGCGGAGGUGGCGCGGGUAAAUCUUAUGGAUCGAUGGAUGCCCAUAGUACCGCCAUAGUGAUCGAAGCUGAUGAGAGUACACCUCUAUUGGUGGAUCGCAGCAAAUGGGCAUUGCAGCAGUCUGAUGGCAACAACAAUAACAACAACGACGGCAAUGGUUUGAAGGAUAGAGAUGAACAAGUAUCCCUGUGGUCCUAUGGCAGUAAAACCAGUCAAGUGUCGGGCCAGAGUACCAAAUCAUUUCGCAGUCAUUUUUGGGAAUUGAAAGUUCUAAUGUUUGCCAUGUUGCUUAUAUUUGGACUUGGUAUUGCCAUCUAUUUACUUAUCAUAGAAACACGUUUUCCCAUAAUAACAUUUUCCUUGGACUUGGUACAUCAUGAUGUAUGGAGUUUAAAACAAUUACCCAUGGGCCAUAGACUCAAUGCCAAUGGGGUCGAUAGUGUGGUGAUCACACAAACCGGAAGCCAAAGCUGUGAUAAUAUACAUCAAUGUAUACCGCUACUGCAACAAUUGCAGGAAGAACACUCGCAACAAGCAAUUGAAGAAUUGCCAUAUAACUUUUUAAUUGGCCAUGAAGGUGUUGCCUAUGAUGUUCGAGGAUGGAACCAUGAAAAUGGCAUGGAUGAGAUUGAUCAGGAACAUACUCUUGUUAUUGGAUUUAUAGGAAAUUUCGAUCACUCCCCACCGUCACUGGGCCUACUGCAUACGCUGCGAUGUUUACUUAUUGAAUCAGUGAAACGUCGUAAAUUACAGAAAUCCUAUCAGGUCAUUGGUCUCAGCAAAUUCUGUCCCGACUGUCAUUAUGAUGGUCCAAAAACAAAAUAA